ACAAUCAAGCUGGGGGGUAACGAGAAAUUAAAUAAGCGAAAAUGGAUAUUUUUGGUUUCGGGCGCAGCAAAGGAUAGUUUGACUUUUCUCCUUUCUCCUUUGCGUAAAUUGAGACUCUUUUUUCUCGGUGGAGUCUUUAGUCUUCAGUCUUCAGUUCCUGUUUGGUUUCGAUCUACGCCAUCGCUUGAAGCAGUUUGACUCAUGGCUUUGCAACGGACGCAACUCAUCGCCGUCGUGUUCCUUAUUCUAUCCCUGGCGCAGUGGGUUGUUGUCUACGGUGACUCCGGCAAAGUGUUACUCUUACCAAACGAGGGUUCUCCUCCUGCUAUGAUUCUUCCUCUACAACACUCUGUUCCCGAUUCUUACGUCUCCGACUCUAGCCCCCGUCGUCAACUUCAGAGAUCGCAGUCCCAACGCCACCCUAACGCUCGCAUGAGGCUCCACGACGAUCUCCUCCGGAACGGGUACUACACGACGCGGCUUUGGAUCGGUACUCCUCCGCAGAGGUUUGCUCUAAUUGUUGAUACAGGGAGCACUGUGACCUAUGUCCCAUGUUCUACUUGCCAACACUGUGGUAAACACCAGGAUCCAAAGUUCCAGCCAGAAGAUUCAGAAACCUAUCAACCUUUAAAAUGCACAUGGCAGUGCAACUGUGACGCAGACAGGAAGCAGUGCACGUAUGAGAGACGGUAUGCCGAAAUGAGUACUAGCAGUGGGGUCCUUGGUGAGGAUGUUGUAUCCUUUGGAAAUCAGAGUGAGCUUUCCCCUCAACGUGCUACUUUUGGCUGUGAAAAUGAUGAGACUGGGGAUCUUUAUACUCAGCAUGCUGAUGGAAUCAUGGGUUUGGGCCGUGGUGAUCUAAGUAUCAUGGACCAACUGGUUGAGAAAAAAGUGAUAAGUGAUUCAUUCUCACUGUGCUAUGGUGGAAUGGGUGUUGGUGGGGGUGCUAUGGUUCUUGGUAGCAUAUCUCCCCCAGCUGACAUGGUUUUUACACAUUCAGAUCCUGGUAGAAGUCCAUAUUACAAUAUAAAUUUGAAGGAGGUACAUGUUGCGGGUAAGCGACUGAAUUUGAACCCAAAGGUUUUUGAUGGGAAGCAUGGAACUGUCUUGGAUAGUGGCACGACUUAUGCAUACCUUCCAGAAUCAGCAUUUAUUGCACUUAAACAUGCUAUUAUGAAGGAAACUCACUCGUUGAAGCAAAUAAGUGGUCCAGAUCCACGUUAUAAUGAUAUAUGUUUUUCUGGUGCAGGAAGUGAUGUCUCUGAACUCUCUAAAAGCUUUCCGGCAGUUGACAUGGUAUUUGAAAAUGGUAACAAGUUGUCACUGUCACCUGAAAAUUACCUGUUUCGGCAUUUAAAAGUGCGAGGUGCAUAUUGUCUUGGGGUUUUUUCAAAUGGCAAUGAUCCAACUACUCUUUUAGGAGGUAUUGUUGUUCGUAACACUCUUGUGUUGUAUGAUCGUGAGCAUACAAAGAUUGGUUUCUGGAAGACUAAUUGUUCUGAGUUAUGGGAAAGACUGCAUGUCUCAGACGCACCCCCACCCGUGUCACCAAAAUCUGAAGGAACAAAUUUGACCGAAGCAUUUGAGCCCUCUGUUGCUCCGUCCCCCUCCCCAUCACAGUAUAAUUUAGAGCUAGGUGAACUCCAAAUUGCUCAAAUAAUUAUUGUAAUUUCAUUUAACGUCAGCUACAUGGAAAUGAAGCCUCACAUUACGGAACUGACUGGACUCAUUGCUAACGAGUUAGAUGUUAAUACUUCACAGGUUCACUUAUUGAAUGUUUCUUCUCUUGGAAAUGCUUCUCUCUCUAAAUGGCUCAUAACACCAAGGCCAUAUGCUGAUUUCUUUACAAAUGCCACCGCAAUGAGUAUGAUUGCCCGGCUUUCUGAGCAUCGAAUGCAAAUUCCCGACUCACUCGGAAGUUAUAAGUUACUUGAUUGGAAUGCCAAGCCUCCAUUGAAACGGACUUGGUGGCAGCAAUAUUAUUUGGUUGUGGCUUUAGCUGUUUUGCUUACAUUGCUUCUAGGACUAGCAACCUUAGGAAUAUUUUUAAUUUGGAAAAACAGACAGCAAACUGAGCACUCAUACGAGCCAGUUGAUGUAGCUGUUAGAGAGCAGGAACUUCAGCCACUAUGAGCGUGUUUUGAACCACUAUUGCUUAGUGGUUUGCCUGGUUAAUGUGGCUGGCAUAUUCGAGUCCAUCAAUGAAAAAACAAUUUAUACAAUCAUAUAGUAUACAACCGAUCAAGAUUUUGCCUGUAUAUAAAGAAUUCUUCAUCUGCAAACACAAUUGUGUUUAUGAUAAAUGCAGUAUAGCAGUGAGUCAAAGGGUGGUAGCUUUAGGUUUUAAACUAAAAUUUCGUUAUAGGGAGAUGCUUAUAUAUUUAUUUAGUUAUUACUU
Molecule: messenger RNA, 2398 nt
Organism: Vigna unguiculata (cowpea)
Lineage: Eukaryota; Viridiplantae; Streptophyta; Magnoliopsida; Fabales; Fabaceae
Product: aspartic proteinase 36-like
Biological process (GO): proteolysis
Molecular function (GO): aspartic-type endopeptidase activity
Source: RefSeq, a predicted model, not a curated record